Messenger RNA from Drosophila rhopaloa, 489 nucleotides. RefSeq lists its product as uncharacterized. Lineage: Eukaryota; Metazoa; Arthropoda; Insecta; Diptera; Drosophilidae. The coding region runs from base 147 to 476 and encodes 109 amino acids. The transcript is spliced from 3 exons. The record is from RefSeq and is a predicted model, not a curated record.
UCUCUUUGACUUAUUUUGGCUGCUGGGCUCAUCUCGCAGAACAUCUUCAGUUGAAAUCGGCCAACGAAGCGGACAAGAACGAGGCUCUAGAGUUUCCAGCAAUACUAAAUUAUAAUUUAUUUUUUUCUUAACAAAAUAAAACUAAAAUGAAUAUGAUUUGCCAAAUCUUGUUAAUGGCGGCGUUGUUGGCUUUAGUUUCAUCAGCGGCUUUGGAGAAGGGUGAACGAGAGGAGGCGCUACAAUUUGGAUUCCACACAGAAAAUGGUCACCGGAGAAAUGAGGCUAUAACAUACACAGUCAAACCGAAAACAGAUAAGGAGGCCAACGAAGUGACAACUCAAAAGCCUGUGGAAUAUAAAGGUGGCUAUAGCUUCAUCUCGGCCGAUGGCUAUGAGUACCAGGUCCUCUACAAGGCCAACAAAAACGGUUUCCAGCCCUAUGUGACCGCUCACAAAAUCAAACCGGAUAAGAGUUAAUCAAACAUUUUUA